UACAAACUUACUAGAAAAUUAAAUACAAGAACAUUUAGAUACUGAAAAAUUAAGCGUGAUAAUAAUUCAAAUAUUGUAGAAGAGAAAGAAAGAAUAUCAGAUAGUGGAGUGAACAUAAAAAAAGUUUUUUCUAAUAAUAGGACAAAGGAACAAUUAAAUAGAGAUACGUUAAAUAAUUCUGGAAAUAAUAAAGAAGCUACUAAAAAUAAAUAUUCUGUAUUUGGAGGAAACAGAUAUUCCUAUUUUGAAAAAAAAAUAUUGAGCGAAAAUUUCUUGAUAAAUAAAACAAUUAGCAAUAGAACAUACAAAAAAAUAAAGUUUAAAAAACGUAGACUACGUUUUUCUUUAGGUUCAUUUUUGUCUAUAUUGAUUUACUGGUACCUUUAAUAGAUUUAUUCCUUUAUUUUGUGUGCGGAAACGAUUAUUAAGUACGUUAGUUCUUUUAAGAGUUGACAUGGGUCAUGAAGGCUAUUUUCCUAGAGUACAAGAUGGGGCGUUAAAAGAAUUAUUUGGAUGUUUAGGGAAGCAAUAAGAGUUCCGACUAUUGUAAAAUAUUGCAUUCCUAUAUUUAUAAUAUUUGUCGUAAUUAUAAUGUGUAUUGUUUAUUACUAUAAAAAAGUUAUGAAAUUCAGGGAAAAAUUAAAAGAAUAUUAA
Molecule: messenger RNA, 654 nt
Organism: Plasmodium malariae
Lineage: Eukaryota; Apicomplexa; Aconoidasida; Haemosporida; Plasmodiidae
Source: the annotation of a RefSeq genome assembly